GGCUGUGGUUGUGUGUGCGGAAGUGCGACUGGAAGAACGUGAAUGGAGAAACACACUAUUCCACACUUGUGAUACAACUCUAUACUGACCAGCUGGGACUAAACAGACUUUAACAGAGUCAGUGUGACUGUGGUACACACUGUAACACACGCUGUUGAUUAGUGUGUAAACUGUCAAUACUUAACAAUGUCGAGGAGUGCGACAGAUGGGAGCGUUUUAAGUGACGGUUUGUCAGAAGACAUGUUUCAUGCAGAACCUUCGUCUGUGAGAUAUGGAGUGGGUUUCAUGUCUGCAGAGGGUCCUGCUGGGAAUGGAGGGCGUCCGUUUACAUACCGGAACGGACUCGGACCCUGGCCCGGUAUCGCGCUGUCGGUCCUGGCGUCCUCUGCUGCUGUGGCCGCGGUUGGUAGUUUCUCUGCCCUCCUCUACCCAAUCCUUACAGAGCUGCGGGCAGAGAGAGUGAGGGGAGAGGAUGGCACUGAUGAGAAGCUGUUGGGUUUCUGGAGCAUCCUGGUGUUGUCAGUAUUAGCAGGAUGUAUCUGCUGUAUCUUCUCAUGGACUCUGACCUACGUGGACUCCUACCAGCCUGGCAUGGGGUUCCCAGUACUACUGACACCGUCCUACUUGAGAGAUUUAUCGGCCCAUGGUUUCCACAUGUGUUAUGGUGUUGCUGUCCUCAAUGGCAUCAUGGCCAUGCUCACUGUCAUCUGGAGCCUCACCUGACCCAUCUCUCUCUGUCUCACACACACACACACACACACAUACAUACACAUACGUCAACAUUAAGUGUCUUAGUAUGUUGACCACCAUGUGCAACCAGAACAGUUUCAUUGCACAUUGGCAUUGAUUCUAAAGUCUGUGAACUCUACUGGAGAGAUGAACAACUUUCUUCCAAAAGAUAUUCCCUCAUUUGGUGUUUUGAUGAUGGUGGUGGAGAGUGUUGUCUAAUACAUCGGUCCAAAAUCUCCCAUAGGUGUUCAACCGAAUUGAGAUCUGGUGACUGUGAUGACCAUAGCAUAUAGUUAGCAUCAUUUUCAUACUCGUCAAACCAUUCAGUGACCCCUCAUGCUUUAUGGAUGGGGCCAUCAUCAUUCUGGAAGACACCAAUCCCACUCCCAUCAGGAUAGGAGAAAUGUUUCAUCAUAGGAUAGAGGUGAUCAAUUAGAACAACUUUAUAUUGAUUUGCAAUGACCGUCCGUGACAAGUGGACCCAAACCAUGCCAGCAAAAUGCCCCCUACAGCAUAACAGAGCUACCAGAUCCACUCAUUGUAGGGGUCAAACAUUCAGACCUGUAUCAAUUUUUCCAUUAAAUAUAAACAUUGUGGUGUAAAGUUUGGAUGACAAUUAUUAACAAUGAAUAAUGAUGCGUUUGCUAAUUGUGUAUUGACUGCUAAAGAUAAUCAAAACUGAAGGCAUUAUGUUAAAAGGAGAGAUGUAUGUGAUUCUGCACUUACUGAGUAAUAUAAACUACAGUGUAU
Molecule: messenger RNA, 1479 nt
Organism: Scomber japonicus (chub mackerel)
Lineage: Eukaryota; Metazoa; Chordata; Actinopteri; Scombriformes; Scombridae
Gene: arl6ip6
Product: ADP-ribosylation factor-like 6 interacting protein 6
Exons: 4
Coding region: 187-723 (178 amino acids)
Source: RefSeq, a predicted model, not a curated record